Messenger RNA from Acanthoscelides obtectus, 1663 nucleotides. The record is from the annotation of a GenBank genome assembly. Lineage: Eukaryota; Metazoa; Arthropoda; Insecta; Coleoptera; Chrysomelidae.
GAGGAUAGUACACGCUUCACAUCAGAAUAACGAUUCACAAAAUAGAUACAGGAGGUGAUUCUGUGAACAAUAUGCACGUGAAAUGGUUGCGAAACGUGUUUUGAGAAUCAAAAUCGAACUCUUGAGAAUGAGAUAAUCACAACAAUUCACAAAACAGAUACCGGCAGCAUUUCUAUGAAAGGAAUAGUAUCUAUUUAGUCUGAACAACAAAUUACGAGACGUGUUUGAAAAUAUCAAGGCAUAAGAUCUACUGAGGGUCAAUGCUAUAAAUGGUUAGGUCGUCAGCAUUGAGAUCAGUAUAUUAACAUUCAAGAACCAAUAGUAAGUAGCAACGAAUCUCACUCUUCUACUACUAGUUUUGUUGUGUCGCGUAUCUGGCGGCAGCGACGUGAGACGUAACGGCAACGCAUGAGCGACUAUCACGAUGGGCGCGCCUUCGUCAUCAGGUAAGCAGCGUAUUCUGCGACCCAGAGCACCAUUCGCCAGAUACCUACUGCUAGUUCUAGCUGUAUUUUACGUUGAAACCGGCUUGUGCGAUAUCAGUCGAACAUCGUGGUUUGGAAGAUCAGCGUCACCAUCUUCAGCGCAACCGCAGGCCAAGAGGCAAAGAACCGGAAGUGAGAAUUUCACGGGAAGAAGGACAAUGGUCGAAGCAGCGUUCGAUAACGCCGGCAAAACCGCCGGAGUCGAAAUCUGGCGGGUUGAGGAUUUCAAACCUGUGCGGUAUCCCAAGGACCAGUAUGGAAAAUUCUACACUGGAGACUCAUACAUAGUUUUGAAUACAAAAGUCAAUAAGAACGGACAGAAAUCUUAUGACAUCCAUUUCUGGUUGGGCAGCGAGACGUCACAGGAUGAAGCUGGGGCCGCAGCAAUUUUAGCUGUUCAGCUAGAUGACAUGUUGGAUGGAGUGCCAAUACAGCACAGAGAAGUGCAGGAUCACGAAUCCCAACUUUUCCUUUCUUAUUUCAAAGGAGGCGUCAGAUAUCUGCCAGGUGGUGUUAGUUCUGGUUUCCACCAUGUUGAUAAUAACGCGUUCGAGAAAAAACUGUUCCAAGUUAAAGGAUCAAGGAAUAUUCGUGUAAAGCAAGUGGUGCCAAGUAUUGCAUCUAUGAAUGAUGGAGAUUGCUUUAUCUUAGAUGUUGGCAGAAAGAUCUAUGUGUAUGUAGGCAAGAAAGCUAGACGUGUUGAAAAACUGAAGGCAAUAAAUGCUGCCAAUCAGAUCAGAGAUCAAGAUCAUGCUGGAAAGGCCACAGUUACUAUUGUUGGUGACUUUGAAGAAUUCUUCCAAGCCCUAGGAGAGGGUUCUAAGGGCAGCGUGCCAGCAGACAGUGUGGGUGCUGAUGAUCAGCAAUUCGAGUCAACCGAAGAACGACAAGUUGGACUUUACAGAGUAUCAGACAAAACCGGUUCUGUCCAGAUAACGCCAGUCUCUCGGAAACCCUUAGACGCCAACCAGUUGGAUCCUCAAGAUUGCUUUAUUUUGGACACCGGAGAUGCGAACAUUUACGUUUGGAUUGGCAAGCAAUGCGAUGAUAGUGAGAAAAGGGAGUCUAUGAAAAAAGCCGAUGAGUAUCUUAAGAAUAAGAACUAUCCGAAAUGGACCCACGUUGAAAGGAUCAUUCAGAAUGCUGAACCAGCUGCUUUCACACAGUAUUUCAGGUAA